Sphaerodactylus townsendi is the source of this 1167-nucleotide messenger RNA. It is a transcript of the gene SMAD6, whose product is annotated as SMAD family member 6. The record is from RefSeq and is a predicted model, not a curated record. Gene Ontology annotation, biological process: transforming growth factor beta receptor signaling pathway; BMP signaling pathway; cell differentiation. NCBI's taxonomy places the organism in Eukaryota, Metazoa, Chordata, Lepidosauria, Squamata, Sphaerodactylidae. Gene Ontology annotation, cellular component: heteromeric SMAD protein complex. The transcript has 4 exons. Gene Ontology annotation, molecular function: I-SMAD binding; transcription regulator inhibitor activity. The coding region runs from base 10 to 1167 and encodes 385 amino acids.
CCUCCUCGCAUGUUCCGGUCCAAACGGGCCGGGCUGGUGCGGCGCCUGUGGAGGAGCCGGCUGCCGGCCGCCCCCGACGACCACGACGGCGACGGCGGGAGCCCCGCGCUGAGCCACCGCCGCGGCGCCCUCCAAGAGCCGCCGGCCGGGCCAGCAGGGCGCAUGGCGCGCGGAGGAGCAGGAGGAGGCGGCGAGGGCCAGCAGGGCGACUCGGCGGCGCCGGAGGAGGAGGCGGCGGCGGCGGCGGCGGCCGAGGAGGAGGAGGGCGAGGAAGAGGAGGAGGAGGAGGAGGAGGAGGAGGAGGGCCGGGCGGUGUCCUGCUGCCUCUUCGCCGAGCGGGGCCUCCCCGACGCCUGUGCGGCGCCCCUGGACGGCCGCGGCGGGCCGGCGCUGCUGGAGCUGGAGGCCGGCGCCUACGCGCUGCUCAAGCGCCUCAAGGAGCGCUCGCUGGCCAGCCUGCUGGAGGCCGUCGAGUCCCGCGGGGGGCUGCCCGGCGGCUGCGUCCUGGUCCCCCGCGCGGGCACGACUACCCCGCCGCCGCCCCUCCUGCUGGGCCGGCUCUUCCGCUGGCCCGACCUGCGCCACCCCGGCGAGCUGAAGCCCCUCUGCGAGUGCCGCGCCUCCCUCGGCCGGCCCGACGCGCCCACCGUGUGCUGCAACCCCUACCACUUCAGCCGCCUCUGCGGGCCAGAAUCUCCACCCCCUCCUUAUUCUCGGCUAUCUCCGAACGACGAACAAAAGCCGUUGGAUCUUUCCGAUUCCACAUUGUCCUACACUGAAACAGAGGCCACGAACUUCCCCCGUGUCACGCCCAGAGACUUCUCAGGAACUCAGCCGUGUGAACUACAUCCCGGACUCCAAGGUCUCUCUGGAGAAAUGGCACCAGAAUAUAAGCUCUUCCCUCCCCUCUGGAACAGGACAGAAACCACAUUUUUGCCCAUUGUCGCUACUCUCUUCGAGUGGGGGAAAGACCCCCCCCCCAAAAAAAACCCAAAGCAGAUGGCCCCCGCAUUCAGUCCCUGGAAAAGACCCCUACCCCAAAUGAGAGCGGCUGCCAGUUGGGACUCCAAGAACAGGGCUGCCUCCAGGGAACUUCUGGAGAUCUUCCAGACCUUAGAGAUCAUUAACCCUGGGGAAAUUGGUUGCUUUGGACAGGGAAUUCUGUAG